AUGCGGGCUACUGAAAAUGAAUGGCAUUCAAAAAAAAGUCUGUUCCGGCAGGCACUCCACUUCCCUCAUUGCGUGGGAGCAAUUGAUGAGAAGCACAUUCUUCUACAGUGCCCUGUUGGUAGUGGGAGUAAGUUUUAUAACUAUAAAGGAUCAUUUAGCAUUGUGUUGCUUGCUGUAGUUGACACCAACUACAACUUUUUAUAUGCUGACGUUUGCUGCCAAGGGAGGAUUUUUGAUGGAGGUGUUUUCAAGAAUGCCUCCAUAAGUGAGCUAAUUCACAAAAACAAACUGAACUUGCCACGUCACGAGUGUUUACCUGGAGGGACAAAACCACUACCAUAG
Schistocerca nitens (vagrant locust) is the source of this 342-nucleotide messenger RNA. RefSeq lists its product as uncharacterized. The transcript has a single exon. The record is from RefSeq and is a predicted model, not a curated record. NCBI's taxonomy places the organism in Eukaryota, Metazoa, Arthropoda, Insecta, Orthoptera, Acrididae. The coding region runs from base 1 to 342 and encodes 113 amino acids.